UCUGAGUUGAAUCUGAGCUGCAAGGAAUUAACAAACUCAUUCGGUAUAUAGACGUCCAAGUUCUUUUUUAUUUUCAACCAACCAACCAACAAACUAACUCACUUCCAAACACCCAGUUCACCCAGAUCUAGCCAUGGGCCGCACAAAGGCAACUGCUAAGAAGACCACUGGAGGACCUGCAAAGCGUGCUGAAUUACCGCAAUUCAAGAAGGUCUCCCUCAAUAUCAGCACGCCGCAUGUUAUCAAAUCUAUUUUUCCAAAGUCAACCUUAUCGCGCAAGAAGCCCAAGCCUUCAAUCAAGUCGUCCCAUAAUACAACUAUGAAAACCGCCGCAGCCUUCCCGAAGGCAACCUUACUGCGUGAGAAGCCCAUGCCUCUCUCUCACAACAUAUAUUGCUUCUUUUGCCGAGAUGGUGGUGAUCUUUAUGAUUGCUCCCGCUGCUCACGGUCGGUGUGCGAUGCUUGUGUUAUUGUUCCUGCAGAAUUUCAAGCGCGGGUCAAAGACAGCGACGUUCUUUUUAUUUGUGCAGGCUGUCACGAAAUACGUGGAAAGCAUAGCGGGGAUGAUGGCAUAAGGGCAUACUUUGGAUUUGAGGACAUCAAAGGGAAUCCAAUUCUGGGUGCUCCUGUCACCAUCCAUGGGCACUCUGAAAUGACGAGUCGGUCGCAAAUAUGCAGCGACCCCAUCCUGAUCCUCCAUUUUGUCCUUCAGACUGUGGACCCUCUUGGGUCCCCUGCAGGUGUCAUGCGGGAGAUUUUGCGGCCAUAUAAGCCCAACGAUAAACUCCAAUACCACGAAAUCAUGUUCGAUAUUGGAACAAUGGAGAAGGUCGAGAAGCACAGGUUGUCAAUGGCAAAACUGGUCGCAGAAUUGGAAUGCCUCCCCAUCAAGUUUGAACGAGUAGAAGUCAUUGUCUAUUCUCACUCAGAGACCACACGGGGAGAUAUCUGGGGAGGGUUUGAAGAUGCCGAGCCUGUGGGAAGGGGAAGGAAGAAAGUUAUAAAACAGGGCGAACCUAUCGCGUACUCCAUUGAUGAUGUAAGUUAGAUUCUUCUCUUUGUUGCGGUCUGUCAUGGCUCUCUCCAGUUUUUUGCAGCCCUUUUUGUCGGUGGAAUCGAGGAGUAUCUCAAAGGUGCUACCCUGUGGAUGCUCGUA
This is a messenger RNA of Suillus subalutaceus, 1156 nucleotides long. RefSeq lists its product as uncharacterized. The record is from RefSeq and is a predicted model, not a curated record. Bases 134 to 1048 code for a protein of 304 amino acids. The transcript is spliced from 4 exons. NCBI's taxonomy places the organism in Eukaryota, Fungi, Basidiomycota, Agaricomycetes, Boletales, Suillaceae.